AUGUCCGGCCAAGCACUCCUUCCACCUUAGAAGACAAGCCAUAGAAUCUGAACUACGCCUCCAAGUGAGCAAAGCAGUUAUCGGAUGGUAUUUGGUAGUUGUGAAUUCUGUCAUCUUCCUUGGUCACUGGCACCACAUUGACUGAAAUCUCAGCAAUCUCUGGCAGGGUGACCGAGACACUGUUCUUUUCUGACGUUCUCUCAACCAUGAUGCUCUUUUCUUGGGAUUCCCAUGAAGAGAAAUGGCCUUCAGGUAUGAGAAGCUCCUUUCUAUCGUAAGUAAACUUGAGAUGGUCAGCUUCUUCAUCCCAUGUUGCUGCAGGGGUGGCCUCAAGGGAGAAUGCAUGGGAGUCAAAGAGCAAACCAAGAGCUUGGAGCCAGGUCUAGUCCCGGGUUCUGCCUACUGGGCGGAGGCCGAUGAAACGUGCAUUGAUUUGCAGGUUUAGAUCAGACACCAAGCCGAAGUGCUCAUUGCUUUUGCCAUGGAAGUAAAAAAACAAUUCCAUCUCCACCAAUGAAUCUGGGGUCCAAACAGGCUGCUUCAGGGCCAUUGCAGUUUGGCUUCCGAUCUAUGAAAACAAUACACUGUUAGCCUUCAGGAUUUAAGAAAAGACGUUACAUGGAAAUGGUUAUUAAAAAAGAGUUCUUACGCUUGCACUCGGCCUUGCAAAUGGGCGAAUCACAGUUGAUGUAGCAAACCUUGGCUUUGGGAUCAUUGGGUUUUAUUGAUGGACAUUCAGCAGGGCAGGUUAUCCGCUUGAGAAAGCAGGGACUCUUGCGGCUGACACAAGUCCUGGUCUAAGCUGCAUGGAUCUGCACUGCAAAUGAUACAAAGAGCAGAAUAAUAAUGAACAAGCAAUGGCUGU
Molecule: messenger RNA, 865 nt
Organism: Rubroshorea leprosula
Lineage: Eukaryota; Viridiplantae; Streptophyta; Magnoliopsida; Malvales; Dipterocarpaceae
Source: the annotation of a GenBank genome assembly